AUGUUCGUCGCCGUAAUCGUGUGCCUGCUGGUGCUGGAAGCGAAGGGCUGCGGCGCUGAUCCCGGUCAACACGAUGCAAACUUGGAUGUCAAACUCAUCCCGAAACUUAGAUUUUACUACAGCGGCCUGGAGCACUAUACGGAGCUGCCGCUAGAGGCCGCCGAUGGGAUCCUGGCCACCUCCUGGUACAACACCACGCGCACCACGCUGUUGUUCGUACACGGCUUCACAGAGCAAGCCGACGGGUCCGGCGGUGACGCAGUGGCAGGAGCUUUUCUGCGGCGCGGGGACUGCAACGUGGCUCUGUUGGACUGGCAGGGGCUGGCCGCUGCUGAGGCGCCCAGCCUUGCAGACUCCUACCUUAAUUGGGCCGCUCCAACGCAAGAAAGGUACGAGUAUUUGGGCGUUCGUCUGGCUGGAGCUCUGACGCGCCUGUCUGCGGCGGGGCUGGACCUGGAGCGCACGCAACUGGUGGGGCACUCGCUGGGCGCGCACGUGCUGGGUCUCGCCGGCAACGCGCUGCGGCUGCAGGGAGUUCUGUUGCCCUGGAUAACGGCACUGGACCCAGCGAGCGCGGCGUUCGAGGGCAAGCCGGCGGCGGGGCGCCUGCACGCAGGCUCAGCGGCGGUGGUGGUCGCGGUGCACUCCGACCCCGGCGGCUACGGCGCCCGGCGCGCGAUGGGGACGGCGGACUUCUGGCCCAACUACCGCGUCGGCGCCGUGCAGCCCGGCUGCCCCAAGAGUAGGGGGCAGAGGUUCUCACCUGAAGGCAAGUCUGGGCAUCAUUUUUUUUAACUUUGUGUGUAUAUAAGGUACUAAAACGUUCGGAAAAUUUUAAGUAGAAAGUUAGAGGUAAUCCACUUUGAAUGCAUUGGAUCUUGAGAGGCAAACAUUUUACCCCUUGAAGUUAUUAUUUUAGCUUAUACCCGUUUGACUUUCAUCCUUCAUAGACCUGUAGUGGCUGUAGUUAGAUGGCUGAAAGAACCUGGCCAGCAUUCACCGAAAAUUCAAAAUAUUUUAG
Messenger RNA from Cydia pomonella (codling moth), 1021 nucleotides. RefSeq names its product lipase member H-B-like. The record is from RefSeq and is a predicted model, not a curated record. Lineage: Eukaryota; Metazoa; Arthropoda; Insecta; Lepidoptera; Tortricidae. Gene Ontology annotation, molecular function: lipase activity. Bases 1 to 795 code for a protein of 264 amino acids. The transcript has 6 exons.